Episyrphus balteatus (marmalade hoverfly) is the source of this 2119-nucleotide messenger RNA. It is a transcript of the gene Nup54, whose product is annotated as probable nucleoporin Nup54. Bases 179 to 2023 code for a protein of 614 amino acids. Lineage: Eukaryota; Metazoa; Arthropoda; Insecta; Diptera; Syrphidae. Gene Ontology annotation, molecular function: structural constituent of nuclear pore. Gene Ontology annotation, cellular component: nuclear pore; nuclear pore central transport channel. The transcript is spliced from 8 exons. The record is from RefSeq and is a predicted model, not a curated record. Gene Ontology annotation, biological process: NLS-bearing protein import into nucleus; nuclear pore organization; protein localization to nuclear inner membrane.
UCAAAAGCGCGAAUGUUGUAUUUUGUAUUUCCUUCAAAAGACAAAAAAUGUUUAAAAUUUAAUUUGUAUAUUUUAUCCUAAAAAAACCUUACAAAAAAAAAAAACAUUAAAACAAAAUUUCAAUUCUAAUAAAUUUUUUUUUUUUAAUAUAUUUCAAUAAUUUGUUUUACAAAUAAUCAUGUCUUUCUCAUUUGGAACCAAUGCACCCGGACUUGGAGCAACAAGCACGCCGGCAAAACCUACUACGGGCUUGGGAAGCUUUUCGUUUGGCGGGGCGACAGCAAAUCCAGCCCCGGCAUUUGGUCAAACUGCUCCGACACAAGCAGCACCUGCAUUUGGUGCUACUUCUACUUUUGGAAACACUGGAUUUGGUGCCACAACGUCUGCACCAACUUUAGGUGGAUUCGGAGCAUUUGGUAGUAAUACAACUACAACAGCUGCUCCAACUUUAGGUGGCUUUGGAGCUUUUGGAACGAAUACAGCAACUUCGUCGGCACCCAGCAUGUUUGGAAAUACUUCAACGGGAUUCGGAGGUUUUGGAGCAACUUCAACAACAUCAACAGCACCUACUUUUGGAGGAUUUGGAACAACAGCUCAAACUUCAACAGGAUUUGGUGGUUUUGGUGCUUCAACUACUACUACUUCAGCACCUGGUUUUGGUGGUUUUGGAACUACGGCACCUCAACAAACAUCAUUUGGAGGAUUCGGAUCAUUUGGAUCAAGUUUUGCAAAACCAGCUACAAGUGCUGCACCAGCUUUUGGUGGAUUUGGUAAUACUUUUCAAUUGGGACAAACACAACAACAACAACAACAGCAGCAGCAACAACAACAACAAAUGCAACAACAACAAAUCAGUCCGGAUGAGGCAUUUGCUCAGUCAAUCUUUAAUGUUUCAAUUUAUGGCGAUGAGAGGGAUACAAUUAUAGCGAAGUGGAACUAUUUGCAGGCUAUGUGGGGCGUUGGUAAAUCAUUUUACUCACAAACUGCCGCUCCAGUGGAAAUAACUCCCCAAAACUAUCUCUGUCGAUUCAAAUCAAUGGGCUAUAGUCGCUUGCCUGGAAAAGACAACAAAAUGGGUUUGGUUGCUUUGAACUUCAACAAACCAUUAUCCGACAUCAAUGCUCAAAAACAACAAAUAAUAGCAAACCUUAAUCAGAUAUUCGGUAAUAAACCAAAUUUACUAAUUAACAUCGAAUCUAUGAAAGAACAAGAUGAUAAAAAAUCCCAAAUUGUAAUUUACAUUGAGGAGAAAUCUCAAAUGGCUCCAAAUGAAACGAAAAGAGUACUCGCCACAGAUGCAUCGAAUUAUCUCAAUCAACCUAAUGUCAAACCACAAUUGGCAAAUUUAGGAAUUGAAGAUGUUUUAGCUUUAGUUCUUCCCGAUGAAGAUCAAUUGAAAGAAUAUUUAGAAAAUCCACCAAAAGGAAUUGAUCCUAGAAUGUGGCGACAAGCUAAACUAGAUAAUCCUGAUCCGAAAAAAUUCAUUCCAGUACCAAUGAUUGGAUUCCAUGAUCUUAAAUGGCGCAUCAAAUGUCAAGAAAAUGAAACAGAAACUCAUGCAUUGUAUUUGAAUAAGGUGGAAAGAGAUUUGGCUGAGUUGAAACAACGUCAUGCUAGUACAACUGCGAAAAUAAUGGAACACAAAAGGAAACUGGCAGAACUUAGUCAUAAGAUUUUAAAGAUUGUUGUCAAACAGGAAUGCACGAGAAAAGUUGGACUGGCUUUAUCUCCCGAAGAGGAGGCGUUACGAAGCAAGCUGGAAAAUAUGCAGGCAUUGGUUUCAGCACCAACACAAUUUAAGGGUCGCCUAAGUGAACUUCUGUCACAGAUGAGAAUGCAAAGGAAUCAAUAUGCCCUAACCGGAGGCAGCGAAUACACGAUAGACAAAGACUGUGAAGCUGAAAUGAAAUCGUUUUUGGGAAUGCAACAGAAAGCAAUGGAAGUUUUAACGGAAACUGUAAAUAAGGACCUUAAAGCUUUACAGAUAAUAAUCGAUGGAAUGCCCGAACUAGUGAGGGGUUGAAAAUGUUAAAUUUUAAAUUCAUUGCAAAUCUAAUAAAAAAAUCGUUAAAAGGAAUAAUAGAUAAUAAAAAAAGAAAACAAAGUUUUUGUAAAUUCA